AUGUCCGAGAAGUCAGACCAUUCCGAGCUCGGUUCUCCAGUCUGGGGGGCAACAAUUGAGCCAGUCUGGCUUGGAGAACGUUCCCGUCAGCCGCGUGAAAAGAUAGACGACGCCGUAUGGGGGUCGCAAGAGCUGAAUGAGUUGCUAAAACGUGACAGUCAUGUUUCUGUCCCCCUCGACGAAAACCUGAAGCAUCCGGACGAACUUGAGGUUAUUCACAAAUAUUACUUGACAGGGAUGGGAUAUGGCCCUGGCACGAUGUUUCCGUCACCUCUCAAUCACCGACCUCUUAAUGGCACACACUCCUUAGGCAAUAUUUGUGACGAGGCCAAGUGUGUCAGCGAGGAAAUCUUUCGCGAGUGGAAGAUCCUCCGGGGCAGAAUACAUGACAAGGAACAUAAUGCGGUUCUCACCAACGCUUUGGCGCACUUGUUCGAACACAGCCCCCUGGGUGCCCGGCACCUGUUCUUUGACAAGUGCUGGAAGAAAACACAGCAGUACUUUCUAAAGUGCGAUCCGGAGAGCACAACGCCACUCCCCCUUGCUCGCCUCGCCAGGCAGGAUGUGGCAAACAUGAUUGCCGAGGCCAAGGGUGUUGCAAUUGUUGGAGGGUACCCGUACACUGAGGCAGGAAUAGAACUAUGUGCCGCUAUCAGAGGCAUGCGGUUCAAGAUGCGGGAAACCAACACCAUUGAGUCCCUGCGCUAUCUGAACAGCAUGCGCCUGGUCUACGAAUUGUUCUUUGACUUACUGGCCCCCUUGCUCUGCCAGAAGAACCUGAACGAUCCGGGCAUGCUGGCAGCUUUCCUUGUGUCUCGUGCUGACGACCACCCGGCAGCCUUUGCGAGGGCAGACUUUCGACAAAUGUACGUCGGUCUCGCCAAUCGAUGGUUUUCGCCUUUUGCAUGCUUUCUAGGGACAGAAAUGAGUCUCGAUGAGCCUGACUUGACCACCAAUUCCUCUGGCGCCGAGAAAGAAGAUUGGAAAUUAGAGGCUACGCAGCUUAAAGAACACACUGAAACCUAUGGAAGGCUAUUCGACUUCUCUGCGCAAUACUGGAGAUCUAAUGGUCAUGCGGAGUGGGCACCCAUUGGAGCAAAGUACACAAGGCUGAAAAUGACUCCUGUCACUGGUGGAAACGACACAAAACGUCAAGAGUUCCUAGAGACUGCGGGUGAGGUUGAAAGACGACUCACAAAAAAGCUUUGCAAUGCUCGGUCGAGAGAAGCCGCGUCGAAGAUCGAGAGUGACAAAGCCGGGCGCACAUACUCCUUUCUCGAUGGCUUUGCGCAAUCGCCAGGCCAACUAUCCUGGAUCACUGAGGAUUUGGCACAGUACCGAGAACUUCAGAUGAGAGAACGAUGUACUGGGACAGACAAGCCUUGGGCCGAUCUUGGCCUGCAUCUGGGCGAUCCUCGCGGCAUCUCUUCUGAGCAGGCUAGAUACCAGCCUUACACCAAACCCCACCGCGGAAGUGAUUCAACAGGGGCCAAACCGUUGGUCAUACCGAGCCUUGAGGCGCAGCGCCUCGAAAGCAUCGCCAUGUUCCAGGAACUGAUGAAAAACAGCUCAGCACUCAAAAUCAUGUUCAAGACCGAGCUUGAGCAUCAUCAUGGGUGGAUCCGCGACAAGAAAGAUCAAAUUCUAGAGAACCUUGACAAAGCCUCAAACAUGCCGCAAGCUGUCGUGACGGAAGUGACUUUAGACAUCAUCGAGCGCGUUUUUCGAAGGAGGAUUCUCGAUGUAGAGCUCUUCCAUUUCGUUCACGAGCACUACAAUCGCUUUACGGAGAGUCCAGCCUCUUUGUCGGCUUCGGACUGGCUCUUCCUUCAGGUCCACGCCCGCGAGUUUGCGAGUCACUACUGGCAUGAUCUUUCUCGUCGCGGUAUUUGGCAUGCUCAUCCCAGAUGGAGGCAGUGUUUUCGCAGGAGCACGAAAUUCAGAAGUAUCGCCAACGGACUGCCCCAGUACCUUCUACCCGUCGGCAUGGAAACGCAAGAUCAGCAAAAGUGGUUCGUGCUCAACGACGAUAGUGCCAACGCAGAUGAGGAGCUCAAACAGCUGUUCAGCCUUACUGGUCACCUCAUGCAUCGUUUCGUGACACAAAAGGAAGCAGCGUCAUUUGUUGGACUGGGCAACCUUCUCGAUACGCUGACGCCUCUGCUUCCCCGGCUGAGGCAACAUGAGUUCAUAUCUGACUACGUCUUCAAGACCAUUGAAAACCUCAAUAUUUGCGUUCAGAUGGUGAAGCAGCUCGACUUACACCGCGACGGCGAGCGGGAGCUUCGACCUUACUUGGACAGCGGGCCUGGCCAGAGCUCUGAGCCACCCCGAUCAGCGUUGCUGAAAAGCCUAUCGACUGUAAUAGGCGAAGUCUUCCCAAGGGCAUCACACUAUACCAGGCAUCAAGCAUUGAAGUCUCUCAGUCCUUUACUGCAUGGAAAAUCACCAAGUGACCGAGAUGCGUCCAGAACCAUUCGGGGCAUCUGGUAUGCAUUUGUAGCUCGGAUUGCCGGCUAUGAUACCAAACGAGAAGACGCUGUCUCUCUUGAUGAUGCUCCGCAUACUAAGCUUGACCCUAAGAACAGCCAGGAAAGUCUAGUAGGACCGGGCUUAAUGGAGCAUUGGGGAAUCAUUAUUCAGGACCGGACGGACCAGCUUGAGACCCUUUCGAGCUCACCAAGCUCACACAAGUCAACACCACCGAAGCCGCAGACACCGCCCCCACGCGUUGAGCUUAGAACGACAACAUCCCCAGCUCAUCACCCACCAGGCUGGGUACCAGGGCAGAAUACGAACCCACGCCCUAGGCUGCCUCAGGAAGCUGCUGCACCUGUCAUAGCUGAACCCCCACCUGUGCCAGCUGAACCGCUCCCGCCUCUGGCGCCCGACACCUGGCGGAUAUUUGAUAACAUUUUCGGUGGCUAUGAGAACUACAGCAUGUCGCAAUUGGUACAGGCUUUCAAGGCCAUAGGAUGGAGAGUGGAGCAGAGCGAAAAUGGUCUCAAUUUCCUGUGGUCUCCGGAGUGUCGGCUUCCCGCACCCGUCAACAGUAUGGCAAUGCAGAUCCAUCCGUACAAGCACAAGAAGCCGACAGCAAAGGUCCAGUCGGAGGCAUGGAAGUCUGGCAACAGGAACCGGUUUGAGGAGCGCGGCGUCUCCCAGCAAAGUCUCCAGACUCAUUACAACGGUUGUCCGGGCUGGCAUCGGCCGAAGUAUGAUUUGGAGCCUGCGACUCAAGGGAUUCACCGGUGUGAAGGAACUGCCGAGUGUAACAACAUGGAACAGCCGGGAUACAUUCUGCCACCAUUAUUAACGCCGGAAGAACAGCACAAGUGGAUUGAAGAGCUCAACACGCUUCUGUCUCUGCGCCUCAAUCUCGACGAUUACGACAAGAUUCCACAGCAGUUCAAGAACUACACCAUCAAAUCGGGCCGCGUGACUUUCACGGUGGAGGGCGAGUUCUGA
Messenger RNA from Verticillium alfalfae VaMs.102, 3468 nucleotides. RefSeq lists its product with no specific name. The transcript has 3 exons. The coding region runs from base 1 to 3468 and encodes 1155 amino acids. The record is from RefSeq and is a predicted model, not a curated record. Lineage: Eukaryota; Fungi; Ascomycota; Sordariomycetes; Glomerellales; Plectosphaerellaceae. Gene Ontology annotation, molecular function: transcription coregulator activity. Gene Ontology annotation, cellular component: mediator complex. Gene Ontology annotation, biological process: regulation of transcription by RNA polymerase II.